Aspergillus steynii IBT 23096 is the source of this 491-nucleotide messenger RNA. RefSeq lists its product as uncharacterized. Bases 121 to 411 code for a protein of 96 amino acids. The transcript has a single exon. Lineage: Eukaryota; Fungi; Ascomycota; Eurotiomycetes; Eurotiales; Aspergillaceae. The record is from RefSeq and is a predicted model, not a curated record.
AAAAAAUAAAAUAAAAAAACUUUGUCUGGUCGAUCGCAGGCCAGUUUCAACCUUCCACACACCCUUAAGGAUUACACGGGAGGAUGCAUUCUUGCUUUUUCCUACGGUCCCAGACUGCCAAUGAAUUAUUGGCGAUCGGAUGAAAAAAAGAGGAGAUCAGGGUGGAUUCCUAUUGACGGAUGGAAUCCAUUCCGGCUGUUCGCUCAGCCGAGGUCAGAUCUGAGUGCAUCGAGGCUAGAACUAAGGCCAGCGGUGACUCCUUUCUUUUUUUCUCUGAUCGUGCUUGGGAGGAAGAUGAUGCUGCCUAUGACGAUUCUCAUGAUUAUUGAAUCCUCCCUCCCGAUUCAUGUAACUGCGUCGACCGUGUUCAUUCCUGUCAGCGACCCCGUAACUGGAACUAACGGACCUUAGUGGCAUCUGCGGAACGUCUCCAUUCCAGCCCGUCGUUAAUCGAAAUUUCAUUAAUUCGGUGACCGGCAGGCUAGACCAUC